Corticium candelabrum is the source of this 2034-nucleotide messenger RNA. Its product is annotated as complement factor B-like. Gene Ontology annotation, biological process: proteolysis; response to bacterium; complement activation. Lineage: Eukaryota; Metazoa; Porifera; Homoscleromorpha; Homosclerophorida; Plakinidae. Gene Ontology annotation, cellular component: extracellular exosome; classical-complement-pathway C3/C5 convertase complex; extracellular region. The record is from RefSeq and is a predicted model, not a curated record. The coding region runs from base 35 to 1864 and encodes 609 amino acids. The transcript has 4 exons. Gene Ontology annotation, molecular function: serine-type endopeptidase activity.
AUCACUAUCUGUCCGUAACGGGCGAUUUGUUUAUAUGACUAAUGGUUCCGGAAUGAUAUUGAGUCUAUUGUGCAACACAGGUUACAAUGCUCAGGGUUCUUUGCAAUCCGUUUGCUCCACUAGUGGGCGCCGGUUCUACCUUCGACGUCCAAAGAAGUACUUGGCUAUUCGUUGCUUUAGGCCAACUUUGCCUAAUGGAAAAGUCAGAAAGACUGAUAUCAUCUUUGGGAGUACGGUCACAUUUUCUUGCAAUAAUGGUUACACACUGGUGGGUGACGCUAAUGCUACAUGCACUACAAAUGGAACAUGGAGUUCAGCUAUUCCUACUUGUAUCAAACAAGUUGUUUCCACAAUUUUCAAGGACCGAAGUAGUUUGCUUUCAUCAUUUCAAGAUAAUUUCUUUGACCGUUUAAUCACAUUCACAGCUGACGUUGAACCUCCCGUCCAACGCGAAACCAAGCUAAAUUUGCGCCACGAUGAAGGAGCUAACGUUGCGUUAGAUCUUAUUUUUGUGAUGGACACGUCAGCAAGCAUUACUAAGCAACGAUUUGACAAAAGUUUGAAACCGUUUCCAAACAGAGUUGCUCGACACUUCCCCGUUUCUCCAUUGCGCACGAAUGUAGGCGCUAUUGCAUUUGGUCAUACGGUGUACGUCAUUUCAUAUCUGACUGGCAAUCUAAAGGAUUUUAAUCGCGCGAUUAGCGGAUUUGUUUACAAGAGCGAUGGAGGUACGAACACUGGUCGAGCAAUGUUACGGGCGAUAGAAUUGUUUAAAUUAUCUGGGAGAUCAUUGACAAGUACUAAACGAGUUGUGAUCUUACUGACCGACGGCUAUAGGAACAUGGGUCCAGAUAUCGCGGCUACUACAGAGCGGCUGAAGAUGAAUGCAAUAGAAGUAUUUGCCUUUGGGUUAGGACCUGACGUUAACAAGGGUGAGCUACACCUAUUGGCCUCUUCACCAAGCGACAGACACGUUUUCUUGGUGAAAUCCUUUGGCUUAUUUCGUAACUUCAUGCUAAGCAUCGCUCCAAAGCCGAUAAACGAACAAUGUGGUAUUUCUGGGUUUCCUGGAUUUUAUUCUCGAAUAUACGAAGGGAAUAGAUCGGCACAUGGUGCAUGGCCGUGGAUGGCGGCCAUUUUUAAAUGGAAUUCUUCUUCCAUCUGGAAAUUUGUUUGCGGAGGUUCUCUUAUUAACAACCGAUGGGUCGUAACUGCCGCUCAUUGCUUUUACGAGAAAGGCAAAAAGUAUGAAGGAAUAGUAAGAGUUCAACUUGGCAAACGAUAUUUGUAUAGAAACAACGCACAACAGCAGAAUUACACCGCAAAUGCUAGCACAGCAAUAAUAAUGAGUAAAGAAUAUGAUUCUUUAACUUACGACAAUGAUUUCUCUUUGCUAUACCUCAACAAAAAUGUUACUUUCAACAGGUUCGUUCGACCAAUCUGUUUACAUCAACAUCCUCUUUACUACCAAAAUUCAUCAAACCUUUAUGUCGGUCGGAGAGUUACGGUUAUCGGAUGGGGAGCAUACACUUCAUCUCACUCCGCGGCAUCUUCAUUUUUGAGAGAGACUGCAGUUACUAUUAAAAAUAAAUCACAGUGCGAUCAACUCUAUUUCUACGGAAAUCUUACAGACAGCAUGCUAUGUGCUGGAGGCAAUAAAUCGGAUGCUUGCGAAGGAGAUAGUGGAGGUCCCAUGAUGUGUCAGGACAACAAUACCAAUCGAUAUUUUCUUUGCGGGAUAGUCAGCUUUGGCUUCUCCAAGAUUUGCUCUGCAGGAUACGGUGUAUACACAAACAUUUUGAAGUUUGUGAGUAGCGUUGUGAUUCCCGCUGUCAAUAAUAGCAGUAUCGUUAGAGGUAGCUAGACUAACAGUAGAUGCGAAGUUACAUAAACACAUACGCCUGCUUUGCAUAUUUAGAAAUUGAUUGUACACGCUAGCUGUGUUGUGUUUUACUUGGUACGUUCUGCAAUAGUUGAUGUAAGCAGUUGUUUGUAUGAAAGUGACGUUUCAUGAUGUACUUGAAAAUAGCCAAU